Molecule: messenger RNA, 1464 nt
Organism: Candoia aspera
Lineage: Eukaryota; Metazoa; Chordata; Lepidosauria; Squamata; Candoiidae
Gene: CATSPER2
Product: cation channel sperm associated 2
Exons: 2
Coding region: 1-1464 (487 amino acids)
Biological process (GO): sperm capacitation; transmembrane transport; flagellated sperm motility
Cellular component (GO): membrane; CatSper complex
Molecular function (GO): calcium-activated cation channel activity
Source: RefSeq, a predicted model, not a curated record
AUGGCAUUUGGAAAUGACCUUGUGAGACAAGAGGAAGAGCUACAGACUAGACUAGGUAAAGCAGAUGCCAUUCGCUCCAAGCUGAUCUAUACAUUUUACCUGAUAGACCACCUGCAGGGGCUCAGCCAUGCAGUGCCACGGCACAACAUACAGGAUUUUCUAGACUCCAAAAAGCGAAAGAAGUUGAUGCUCAUGGACCACCACCAGCUGGUCCGCUUCAGCGUCAUGCCCACCAGGAACAUCAUGGUCUCCGAGGAAAAACGCUGGCACAACCGUAUUGAAGUGCGUUGCAGCCGCUGGCCACCUCUUAAGAUGUGGGCUUACUCAGUUCUGAACAGCCCAACAUUCAAGGGUUUUGUCAUCUUUCUCAUCUUCUUGAACAUGCUUGUCCUCAUGAUCUCGACGGAGAUAACGGGGAAGAAGGGAAAAGUCUUUGAGAAAAUAAGUGAAGCACUGGAGGUGAUAAUUUGGUUCAUUUUACAUGUCUUUAUGGUUGAGAUUGGGCUGCACUGGUUUGUGAACUUUCAGAAAUACUGGAAUAAUCCCUGGAAUGUCUUUGAUUUCACAGUGACCAUCAUCUCCUUUAUCCCAGAACUGUACUACAUGCUAGAGAGGCGCCACAUUAGGGCAAGUCACCGACUUCUGCAGGUGUGCCGUGUACUGCGUUGCCUAAAGCUCUUUCCCAGAGUCCGACAAGUCCGGGUCCUCAUCAUGGCUAUUGCCACAGCCCUGAAAGCAAUGGCCUUCAUCUUGGUUCUCCUCGCCUUCCUCUUCUACAUCUUUGCUGUGUCAGGCAUCUUCUUCUUCGAAAGUUACAGCCAUUCAGACAGGGCCGACCUUACCUUCAACAUGUAUUUCAUGGAUAUGCCCAAUGCUCUGGUGGCCAUCUUCAUUCUUUUCACCAUGGAUCACUGGUAUGCAUUGCUGCAGGACUCAUGGAAGGUCCCAGAGGUCAACAGGGUGAUCAGUGGUGUGUUCGUCUGUCUGUGGCUUCUAAUUGGGGCAUUUAUUUUUAGGAAUCUCUUUGUUGCCAUUAUGAUCACAAACUUCCAGAACAUUCGAAGUGAACUAAGUGAAGAGGUGAGACAGAUAGAGGCUCAGAAGCAAGCGGACAAAUUUAAAAUGGAGAUACUGGAAAGGAGAUAUAGCCAGAUUCGGACAGUUAUAAACAGAGACAGUACAUUACGGGAAAAGUUCAGCAUGGACAACCCAUUUUUUCUAAGUGCAGACCAUCAAGAUUACAGCUUCGAUGAAAUGCAUCCUGGAAUCUUAGACUGGGAGACAUACAUCCACAAGAACUUACCAGGACUCUAUGCUGCCGAUGAAGAUGAACAGGUGCUUUGGCCUCGUGACUCCCUCUUCCACUACUUUGAGUUAUUGGAGAACUUGCAGUACAACCUUGAUGAACGCAAACAACUGCAGCAAUAUAUAAUAUUGGCUCUUUCCAACCUUGAGGACAAGUAG